Asparagus officinalis (garden asparagus) is the source of this 554-nucleotide messenger RNA. RefSeq names its product anthranilate synthase beta subunit 2, chloroplastic-like. Bases 1 to 387 code for a protein of 128 amino acids. NCBI's taxonomy places the organism in Eukaryota, Viridiplantae, Streptophyta, Magnoliopsida, Asparagales, Asparagaceae. Gene Ontology annotation, cellular component: cytosol. The record is from RefSeq and is a predicted model, not a curated record. Gene Ontology annotation, biological process: L-tryptophan biosynthetic process. The transcript has 4 exons.
AUGGCGGAUAGCCUUGUUCUUUUGCACGAGGAUCAAGGAAAAAUUGUACGUGCUCCUUCAGGAGUUGUGCAUGGCAAACAUGGCAUUGUGUACUAUGAUGAAAAUCAAGAAGAUAGCUUAUUUAGUAGCUUAUCAAAUCCUUUUGUUGCAGGGAGAUAUCAUAGCCUUGUCAUUGAUAAGGAGAGUUUCCCUCAUGAUGUUCUUGAGAUUACAGCGUGGACAGAAGAUGGCUUAGUAAGGGCUGCUCAACACAAGAAGUAUAGGCAUAUCCAGGGAGUACAGUUCCAUCCAGAGAGCAUCAUAACCGAAGAGGGCAAGACAAUAAUAAUAAACUUCAUCAAGCACAUUGAGAAAUUCGAGAUGAAAUCUCAACACUUGAGAUUUUAGGCUGUAUCCAAGAGACCUUCUCGCAAGGUGAAUGAAAGGUUAUCCUUAUUUGUCGUGGGGCUACAUGUUGGCUUUUGUUGUGAAAGAAUAAAACAUCUGUUGGUCAUAAUCUUCUGUAGCACAAUAACCCUAGUUGAUUAUAUGUAAUUUUAUCAGAAAAAGAAUGC